Cutaneotrichosporon oleaginosum is the source of this 1510-nucleotide messenger RNA. RefSeq lists its product as uncharacterized. Lineage: Eukaryota; Fungi; Basidiomycota; Tremellomycetes; Trichosporonales; Trichosporonaceae. The record is from RefSeq and is a predicted model, not a curated record.
GUUCACCGGCGGGAAAGUGGUUGACGGCAGGACUGGCAUAACCUCUACGAGUGUUCGUCCUUGGAAAAGGAGGGCUUUCAGCUCUUACCGAAGGAGAGGGAGAUCAAGAGAGACCUCCAUUCUCUCAAUGACGUGUGGCGCCCAGUCCUCGCCCAGAUUGUGGAGCAAUUGCACAAAAAUCGUGCGAAGUACCUCCUCUUGACCGACUACGAGCGCUGGGCACUCUUUACACUGGAGGACAAGCACUCGAUCUCGGUCUCGCCCCUAUUCUACCGUGACAGGGCCAACAUUCCCCCGCGCGAUGCCGUGAUAGACCCUACGAGAGUCGACUAUACCGCCGUCGUGAUGGAGGUCAUCCUGGCGCUCAUCCUGUCCGCGGUCCCGUCGCUUAAGCCCGACGAUCUCUGGCAUGACACGGUUGCUUUGAUCGAUGACCCUCACCCCACUAAACGCAAGUAUGAAGAAUCAGAAGACGAGGAACGUCAGGGGCCCUCACGUCCCGGCAAGAAGUCGACAAACCGCAUGGCACACCCCGCCGAGCGGCACGGCACGUCCACACUGACGAUCUCGCAAGGACCAUCUCUCUUUGCUGCCGGCGAUGCGCCAAAAUACUCUGUGUUACCGCCCGAUUCCGACAUUCAUGGGACGCUCCAUGUGCCUGCCAGCGAGCUCGAGCUCGUCGAACGUGUCCUCGCCCUCGGUCUGGUCACACAGUCGUCCGACACGUCGUUCUCAUCCGACAACGCAGCAUCUCUCUCUCUCUGCACCUCACUCUCUCGCACGAAUGAGUCAACCUCGUCUAAGUUGUCUGUCUCAAUUGAAUUGAGUGCGUUUCUCGGCCGCGGCCGCACAUGGGACGCCUUCGAGGCCACUCUCGCCGUGCACCAACUUGGCGCCCCCAUUGCACGCAUCCCGGCCGUUGUAAAGCACAUUGACCUUGCAUGUCUCAAGACUGCCGAACACCUCAACCGAGGCUACCAGGAGCUCAGCCGCGUGCUCAAUGCUGUUGACCGCGAAAGGGACCUCCUCCAGCUCCUCGACGAGCGCGCACCGGGAAUUGCGCCCCAGCUUUAUGCGCUUUGGAGGGUGGGAGACCAUUUUCUUCUCGCGAUGGAACACUGCGGGCGAGCCGUCACGUUCGACGCUAGCACGCUCGAUCACGAGACCAAGCGCGCCAUAGUGCGCGCGUACGGCUGCAUCCACGCUGCCGGCGCCGUGCACGGCGAUGUGCAGCUGCGGCAUCUAACGCGUGACCGUCGCGGCGCGCUCCGCAUUGUGGACUGGGAGGGCGGAUGCAGGGUCGAUCCACAGUCGGCUGAUGGCUCUUCCGCGAUCGGGCGUGAGAUGGACGAGGUGCGUCGACGCUGCGCGAUAAGGUAACGAUGUGAGCAGUGUAGCAGUACAAGAGCGCCGAACAUGUCAAUGGAUCCAGUGGUGGUUUCCUGGGUGAAGCUGCAGGUACACAGGUAUUACCUGCACACUCGAUCUAGGUCAAGUCAAACUGGCAUUA